CUCUAAUUAUUCUAUAACAUAACUAAUACACCUAGAUCUUUAACUGUCUUUCGUAAAUGGUCAACGCCAGUGACCAGGUUCAUAUUAUCAAUAAUAAGAUUAUGAAGAAUCUCAAUUUUGAUUAGAUUAAUAAUUGGAAAUCAUAAUGAUAUGUAGUGAAAACAACGAUAAGUGUAUUACAUAAUUUUCUUAAAUAGUAACAAAUUAUAGAAAAAAAUGAGUAAAUAUUGCUGUAUUUAUAUUAAUGUGUUAAUUAUCAAUUGAUUUCUUCCUUUUAAUUUUUUUAAAUAAUGUUUAAAAUAUUUGCUGUAUUACCAACGUAGAUACUUUUUUAUAAUGAUCCCUGAUUCAUGGAGUAAACUCUUGGCUAUUGGUGUGGUCCUAUACUGGUUUGGAUACUGGCUAGUUCAUAUAUUAGCAAUUUGCUAUGGUAAAUAUAAGCUACACAGGAGUAAAAAGAAACAAACAGUAAUAAAUACUGUUGAAGCUGAGAAAGAUUAUCCAGGAGUUAGUAUAUUGAAACCUAUUGUUGGUACAGAUCCGAACUUGGCAGACAAUUUACGUACUUACUUCAACAUUGAUUAUCCAAAGUAUGAAAUAUUGAUUUGUAUUCAAGAUAAUAAUGAUCCAGCCAUACAAAUUGUUACUAAACUGGUUGAAACUUAUGGAGCUAAUGUUGAAACUCAAUUAUUUAUUGGUGGAUCAGCAGUUGGAACAAACCCUAAAAUAUGUAAUAUGCACGGAGCAUAUGCCAAAGCUAAACAUCCAUUCGUGCUUAUAUCAGAUAGCUCUAUAAGAAUGAAGAAAGAUACCCUGAAAGAUAUGGUAGAUUGUGUGCAGAACAAUAUUGCUAUUGUUCAUCAAAUACCAUUUACUUGUGAUCGUAUUGAUAAUAAUUCUAAAUCUUGUGAUCAUCAAAAACAUUUUGUUGCAACUUUGGAAAAAGUUUUUUUUGGAACAGCACAUGCUAGAGUUUAUCUUGUUGCAGAUCUUGUUCAGGCUGUAUGCCAUACUGGUAUGUCCAGUUUGAUUAGAAAACGUGCUCUUGAUGAUUGUGGAGGAUUAUGUGCCUUUGGUCAGUAUUUAGCUGAAGAUUACUUUAUUGCACAACAGUUAGUAAAUCAGGGAUGGCAUACAACAAUUAGUGGCAUUCCAGCACUUCAGAAUUCUGGUACACUUGAUUUGUAUCGUUUUCAUGAUCGUCUAAGAAGAUGGGUUAAGUUAAGGGCAGCUAUGGUACCUCACACUAUUGUAUUAGAACCACUUUCCGAGUGCCUUAUUUUGGGUGCUUUAGCAGCUUGGUCAACUCAUACAUUAAUGCCAAUGAUUGAUCCUUAUGCAUUUUACUUAGUGCAUAUACUAGUUUGGUUUCUUUUGGAUUGGAUAUUGCUGAAUAUUAUGCAGGGAUCACCAUUGCCAUUUACAAGAGCUGAAUAUGCUAUAGCUUGGAUAUACAGAGAAUGUGUUGGACCAUACUUAUUUUUAACUGCUUUGUUAUGGAAGCCUCAAAUAGUUAAGUGGGCAUCUCAUACAUAUAAACUUCGUUGGGGUGGUAUUGCUGAAGCUUUAGAUGAUAACCAAGAAAGUACAACUACGUUAACAAGUGUUGUAGUUGAACAACCUGCUAAAAUCAAAGUUUAGUUACGAAUUUAUUAAUUUUUAAACCUGUAUUAUUGAUAUUUAUAUAUAUUUUAUUGGAGUAUAUAGAUAUAAAGUCAGUAUGUAUAUAUAAAUUAUGUUUGUCUACAAAAACUUUUUUUUACAUUUUGUAUAUUUUUAAUACACAGAAUAUAUUUAUUAAAUCUUGAA
This is a messenger RNA of Daktulosphaira vitifoliae (grape phylloxera), 1809 nucleotides long. RefSeq names its product ceramide glucosyltransferase (gene GlcT). Lineage: Eukaryota; Metazoa; Arthropoda; Insecta; Hemiptera; Phylloxeridae. The record is from RefSeq and is a predicted model, not a curated record. Gene Ontology annotation, biological process: glucosylceramide biosynthetic process. The transcript is spliced from 8 exons. Gene Ontology annotation, molecular function: ceramide glucosyltransferase activity. Bases 337 to 1641 code for a protein of 434 amino acids. Gene Ontology annotation, cellular component: membrane.